This is a messenger RNA of Haliotis rubra (blacklip abalone), 4165 nucleotides long. Its product is annotated as mucin-5AC-like. NCBI's taxonomy places the organism in Eukaryota, Metazoa, Mollusca, Gastropoda, Lepetellida, Haliotidae. The transcript has 7 exons. The coding region runs from base 433 to 2130 and encodes 565 amino acids. The record is from RefSeq and is a predicted model, not a curated record.
AAUGCUCUCUACCGUCAGCACGAUUUGAGAACAACUAUUUCAGAGAACUGACUUUCAUGCACAUACCGUGUGUAGCGUCCACCACUCAAACAGAUAAUUGGAAUGAUGGCCUCGACUGUACUAUAUUAGACGGUGCAUUGGGUGUUCACAUACGGAACAGAUACAUUUCAAACAAUUUAAGUCUAUUUAGGCUGAGGUUCCCCUUAGUCAUCUGUAAUUUAUAGGUCAAAAGUUGACGGGAUGAGAGUGAUGGCUGUUCAGUCGUGAAAUGCUUUUCGAGGUACUAACACUGUCACUAUUCAGGUCAUCAGCUGGGUGCGGGAUACAUACACUGCAGUUGCCCUGAUAUACGCCCCUGAUGUGCUCCACUAAGCUGCUUGUGACCUGGAAAUAGAACAUCGGAUUACUUGCACUUGUUCCUGGUUUAGAAAAAUGGAAUUUGAUACCUUGAAAGGCAUGAUCUGGUGUGGCUACCUGUGUUUGAGCCUUGCGGUUCUUUCCCAUAUCUCUCAUGGCAAGGACGCAGAGACAAGCGCCUGUUACAGCGAUGUCAAUAGAUGUGGUCAACAUUACAUCUCCUGUCCAGAAGGUCAUACGGUGAUAGUGACCAAUGCCCGCUACGCUCAUCAGUCAAGAACAACUACCUGCAGCAGAGGCAAGCUGUCCGCCUGCAGUGACCGCUAUAUCAAUGCAUGCUGUAGGCCCACCGGACGCCAGUGUUAUAAUCCUUACUCAGGGAUUGAUGCAGACAGGCUUCUUCGUUCCUGUUUGGGGUCCCGCACUUGUGACCAUAUGACGCCACAAACGAACCAGAAUUGUGGCAAACUGAAACUGCCUGUGUCAACAUUCUCUGUAGUGUCUCAUCGUUGUGCAAAAGAUAAACUUAUCAUCGGUUAUGAUGUCGAGACAAUGAUGACCAACAACAUAAUGUACUUACUCUAUCGGACCCCUGCCACCAAAACAAAACUAGGAACAGCGAAGGUUUACGGAUGUGACGUCACUGGACCGGAAGGAGCCAAUGUCAAGGUCAGGGCGCUGGACGUUUCGAUGGUGUCCGUGAAUGGAGGACCUUGUUCAGGAUUGGAAAUAGAAAAAGAUGGCGAUGUGACUUUAUUUUCUUGUGAGAGGACAGACCUGAGAUUCUUGUCAACGCUGUAUGACGGUGCUGUACCUCUUGCUCUUAAUAUCGUCGACGUAGGAGGGACCCCACCCCAGGCUGCUUGGGUCCUGUUGGAAGGUGGAGGGAACAUUACCGUUGAUUGUGGCAAAAUACGAGAGACACGGAAAGUUCCGGUUUCUACGUCAACAACAACUGGAGCAUCUACCUUGACAUCGACGCAAACAACAUCAGCGUCCUCUACCACUCAGUCUACACAGUCAACGACGCCAACCUCGAUAUUGGGUGUCACGUCAGCAACAGUGGCCAGCACAACAACAAGCACGCCUUCUCCAGCAACGUCACAGACGUCUGAUCCGUUACCAGAAACGAAACCAGAGCAGGAUUCAACCUCCGAACCGAGGAGCACGAGCGACGAUACGUCACCAACAACCCAAUCCGUGACGUCAGAAGCUAAACCAAACCCAGUGCUGAAAACAGAUGGAGGUGCCACUGUGGUGAAAUCCUCUGAUUCUAACUCCGCUGCAACAUAUGGGGGCAUUGCCACUGGCAUCCUGCUGUUAAUCCUCCUCAUCAUCGUCAUCGCCGUCCUGUGCUACCGCAGGAGAAGAUACAGGCGUUACCGAAGUAGAAAGGUUGAGGAAGAACGCAACAUUCCCGAUGGAGAAGAACGUUCGUGGGACAAGAUGGACGGAGACAGAGGAAGAGACGACACGUCCAAAGGAGGACCAUCGCCAGGUCAAGGUCACAAGGGAAGCAACUCCAGCAAUAACAGCCCUCUGAAAACUCCAAGCAGCCGCAGUGGAGGCAGGCAGAUAGGAAGGAAAGAAAGGGCACUCCUUGCAGCCUCGGAGGGCGGCCCAAACACGUCACCGCCCAGAGUAAGCCAACCAAGGGACUCAGAUGGGUAUACAAAUGCUGGAAAGCCUUAUAGCAGUUCCGACAGUCCUUCGGGGGAUUUUUACGACAACCCAGGGUUUAAGACAACAGUUGAAAGCGUAAAGAUAUUUUGAUAGUAAACAAAAUUUGGACAAAUGGUUGUGUAAGGUAGGAAUAUGUCUGGUUAGUGCAUGGAAGGAAUAUUUGUAAUAUUUUAGUGUCUUCAUGUGUAAGAUGACAAUGCCUAAACUCAAAUACGUUUAUCUGAUAUUAGUGAACGCUACAGCGUUGCAAUGAUUUGAGGACAUCCCAUUAGUUCGGCCAGACCGACCUUUCAGAGCGUCGCUUGCAAGAUCCCGAAGGUGAUGGCAUCUGUUGUUCAAUCAUGCAGUUUCGAAAAGGUUAACAGGGGCAUUCCGAACGAAUCGAAUGUUUCCCACAUUUGAAACCAACGAGACGAGAAAUACUAUCAGAAUUUCCAGCUUCCUAUGAGUCAUUUCAGAAUAUUUUUGUGACGUUUUCGAAUUUUGAGUCGAGAACUUUGAUCAAAUAUUUCUCAAAACUUUGUCUGAAAAAGAAGUCGUCAUUUUGAAACUAGUGCCGAAAAAUCGCCCUGCUUUCUGAGAGGCUAAUUUUAUUGAACGGUCCACGAUUGGCCUGACGCUACCUGUAAUUGUUUCUUUUUAGAACAGGAUAUAACAGGAUAUGUACUCAUGUCAUCAUUACACAGGCUGUAGUCUUUGUUAAUUUUGAAUGGUUCGUUUUUUAUCAAGUGCGUGUGCAUUAAGACAAGUCAAAAUAUGACAUUUACGUGUAAUUAAUGAGGUUUUAGUUUCGUUACUUUACCACAAUUGGGUUUCUCUUUAGUAUAAGCUUACAUUCUUGUUUGUGAUUUUCCAACAGCCCAAAUAUACGGCGAACAGAGACGUGAGUCAUCAACUCGCUUAUAUUUUUUUGACGAAAAAUUCGGUCAUCACUGUAUUGUUGAAAUAUUCCUGAUAAGUGUUAUUUGAUCAUACACACAACACGUGCAAGAUGGAAAUGACGGAAAGGAUAAUUUAUUGUCAGUUACAUAUAGGUAUCAAGGGAUUUUCCAACUGUAUGUCACAAUUUUCCACUGAAGGGCUAGUUGAGUAGCUGAGUAGAUAUCAAAGCGAUCGUUUGUCAAGCUGUAGGCCCGGGUUCCACUCCCAACACAGGUACAAUGUAGACAAUUUGUGUCGUACCCACUAUAUUGGCACAUUGAGGAAACUCUCAUUCUCUCACUCACUCGAAACCGUUUAAAUGUCAUUUCAAGUUGGAUAUUAGGGAACAAAUCUGGCGCGUUAAUUGUGAGAAAUGCGCAGAUGGAAGUUCUUGUUGGUAUCAUCUACGGCAUGGCAUAGUUAAUGGGGAAUUAUAGACUUUAUCAACAGAAAUAUGUGGCCAAUUGCGAAUAUAGGAAUGUCUGAGCUUGACUCCCACAGGUGUCCAAGAAGUUUGAUGCCAGCACUAAGCAACAGUCAAGACGACACUGUCUUAUUUCCUACGAAUAUGGCCUGAAUACAUUAUUCGUGUCGUUAAAAUAUACUGAAAUGGGGUAACAGUGCUACAUGCUUUAUUCAUGUUACUGAAGUAUUUUCUCAUGGUAAAACCGAAAACUCGAACACAAUGUCGGAAACACGGGGACGGAAUUUUUCACUUUUUCAUCCUCAGUAUAUAUCUAUGAAAAUAGGAAUUGAAUUUUAUAACAAAAAGGACAGGAACUUGCUACAGCGUGGUGAGCUUCUGGCCAAAUCAGUUCCCAGAAUUUUAUUGUGACGUGUUAUUUUUUAACAGUGGCAGGACACAAUGUGAGCUGACAAUAAGUUGGUUUGACGAUUGUGGUCAAUAUUCAGUUCACAAUGCAAAUAAGAUAUGCAUAAGCCAUACCUUAUCAUAUGUACACAGCGCAAAUAUAUAUACGUAUAUUUCAUCCAGUAUCAUUAGCGAGUCCGUCAAAUUGCCUUGAACAAUAUGUACUGUAUAUAAUAUAUCUCUAUAGAUUCACAGCAUAUGACAUUCAUCAAAGGAAAUGCAUUACUAAAUGUUUCAAACUUGUACAUAUAUAUGCAAAAGAAAUGCAAUAUUUUUAUAAUACACAUUUAUCGUGUAGACAGCGAAUUGUUUAAUAAAUUUGUGUUUAUACAU